AUUUCCUCUUAUCUCCCUCACACCCCAUCACUUUCUCCCCACCCUUUUUCUCUUCUCACUUGUUUAUAUAUCACACACACUCUCACAUUCAUUACCAUCUACUUAUAUUUAUUUCUCAGUCCAUUAAAUUCUCUAGUUUUGGUGACAUGGCGGCAACUUCUCCCGAGCAUUCAUGGGGUACUAAGAGGAAGAGGGUGAUCAAAGAGCUUGUUCAAGGCCGUGACAUUGCUACUCAGCUCCAGGAUUUGUUGUUGCUCGGUAAUAACUGCAGUUCAGAUCAUGGGGUUCAAGAACUUGCGAUGAAGAUAUGCACUUCUUUCAGUCAGAGUCUGUCGGUGCUUAAUUCUUGUGCUCAGAUCCAUGGGAGUGAUUUUGGGUCUGCUUCUUCGGGGCUUCUGGCUUCGCAGGAUUCCGGGGAGAGUGUUAAUAGAUCAACCAGUAAGAGCCGGAGAGGGUGUUAUAAGAGAAGGAAGACUUUAGAUUCCAGGAGGAGUGUUUCUUCCAAAUUGGAGGAUGGCUAUUCAUGGAGGAAAUAUGGACAAAAAGGAAUACUCAACUCCAAAUAUCCUAGGUGCUACUUCAGAUGCACAUACAAGCAUGAACAGGGUUGCCAAGCUCUUAAACAAGUUCAACAACUCGAAGAUGACAAACGAAUGUACAACAUUACAUACUUUGGUCAACAUACAUGCAAAAAAUCUACAGAUAUCAUGAAAGCUGCACAAACAACACCAGAGCCCAACUCUCUGUUAAACACUUGUAGUUUAUACGAUAUGGAACCGAAAUUGUCACAGAAUGAAAACAAGGAAGAGCCGAGUGAUGAUCAGCUGUUUACUGAUCCUUUACUGGAUUCAGAUAUAUCAUGGCAAGACAACGUUAAGGGUUUGAGAUUGUCUGACAAGCCGCCUAUGUUUCUAUUUUCAGAACUAGGAACAGAUAAUCUUGAAAAUCGUGUGGAUACCAGUGCUGGAUAUCUUUGUGGGUCACCAAAUUCUUAUGGACUAGAUGCUGGUAUGGAUAUGAGUUUGAUUAGGUCUCUUCAAUUUGAUAACUGGGAUUUCCAUUGUGAUCAAAUCUUGAGCUCUGAGCUUCAAGCAGGCUCAUAGAAUAUUAAAAGGGAUUUGGAUUAUCAAUUAGUGUAGCAUUACUGGUGUAUGUACUGAUACUAUCACUUACUUCAGUAGAUAGAAGAGGUUAUCAAUAUGAGAAUCUUAGCUGUUUUCAUGCAGUCUUUCUUGUUCC
Daucus carota subsp. sativus is the source of this 1239-nucleotide messenger RNA. Its product is annotated as WRKY DNA-binding transcription factor 70. The transcript is spliced from 3 exons. Lineage: Eukaryota; Viridiplantae; Streptophyta; Magnoliopsida; Apiales; Apiaceae. The record is from RefSeq and is a predicted model, not a curated record. Gene Ontology annotation, biological process: regulation of DNA-templated transcription. The coding region runs from base 147 to 1103 and encodes 318 amino acids. Gene Ontology annotation, molecular function: sequence-specific DNA binding; DNA-binding transcription factor activity.